CCACACUGAUUUUCCGCCGCUUCAGUUUCCAUAGAAGCAUCGCGGUGUUAGAACGUGUUGCUUUGAGUUCUGAAAAGUGUUUAACAAAACCAUAAACUGCAGGAGUUAGAGCAGAGAUCAUGGCCGGUCGAGUGUGGAUACUGUUUCUGCUGGCAAUAUCAUUACCCGAUAAACUGCUGGCAAUCACCAAAGUCAAUGUCACCGAAAGUACAUCAACAGCAUCACGCAUUGUCAACCCUAUCCCGUCACAAGUGUUGAUCCCGCAGCCGACCCAAUACCAAUGCACUUCUCGGAUGGAGUCAGCCCUCAGCUCCAUGUCCGCCCGGAAGUCCUCCUCAGGUCACACCUCAACCCUCGAGCUGGCCGGCUAUGCCCUUCAUCAACCCUUGAAAGCAGCGCCCUACGACAUGUAUGUCACAGACAUGAGGAUCAAGAUUCCUGGCCGGACCCACAAUUGGGCGAAAGUCGAUAGGUGCAGGUUUGAUCCCAGCUUGCACACGUUGCAGAGUAGGAUGGUGUUCAGGGAUUUGGCCGUCACAGGUAUGGUGAAGCUGUACGACGAGGCGGCUCCGUUGAAACGACCGAGCGCGCCGAUCACGGACAAAUGUCGGAUGACCAUCCGACUCCGUCGGGCGGGUGUCGGCUUCACGACAGUCCCGCGUCGGUCCCGCAACGGUGUGCUAGCAGUCACGACAACGGCCACCUUCCUCGAGCCACAGUUCGUGAGUGUUCACGCCUACAGCUGUGACGCACCCGAGAACUCCAACAAACGGACCACCGACGGACCUGAAGCCAGGGACAGCAGUGCGGACGGCGAAAACGACCUCGGCCAGGAGAUGGAGCAGGUCUUCCUCAAAGGGAUUCGCUCCUUGAUAACCAACUACAUGGAGAAACAAAUGGAGCAAGCUCUCAGAGAUACCCUCAUGACUAACUUGGGGUACAGUGUGUCAUACGGAAGGUGAUAGGUAGGAUUAACAUGAGUGAAUAAUCAAACUAAAGCUCAUUACAAAGUAAGUUAGGAAGUAGCUCACCGUACGUUUAUUUAUCAAGCAUCUAUUAUUUAUUGGAUCGGUCUAAUGGUCUAUGAUGAAUUAUCUUAGAAGAAGCAUACUUUUUGUUAUAAUUUAUUUUAUUGAUUUGAUGAGUUUCAUAACGCGCAUAGCAAAUCAAGUGAUAAUUGUAAGAAAUCGCAUAAUACAAAUAGGGUACCUACAUCAAAUCUUGAUUUUUCUUGAGCUUGAUUUUUGAAGCUUGAGUAAUGAUUGAGUUUUCAAUUUAAAGAGUAGAAAUUUUUAUUUAAUUUUAGCGUAGUCGGUUCCUUACAUUGGUCAAGUAUAAUGUAAGGAACUGACAACGCUAAAAUUGAAUAAAAAUUAUUCUCUUUAAAUUGAACGUUUAUUUAAUAAAAGUUAAUCAUUAAGCCGCGUUUACACCAAAGUUAUUAACAAAAUGUUAUAAAACUUGAUCCUUAUAGAUUCUAUUAGAUUGAACGUAACUUAUCAUACACAUGAUGGACAUAUGUGUUUGUCAAGUUCCGUUCAAUCAAAUAGAAUCUAUAAGUAUUAAGUUAUUAACAUUUUGUUAAUACACCUAGUAAACCCUAGCAUUCAUAGCACAUAGGCAAGUAUAUCGGUCACGUGAUGAUAAAGUAUAAUGUUUUCAAUAUGAACUGCAAAGUGGCAAAAUGACUAGAUGAAACUUCCAUAAAUUUGAAAUGGUGAAGAUUUCUCCAACAAUGAUUAUUUAAUUUUUAAUUAUGUAAGACAUCAGAGGUGAUUUAUAAAUUUUUGUUUUUUACCCAUUAGUAAGUAGCCUACUAAUAAGUGCUAAUAAGGUAGCACUAAUUAGUAGGCUACUAAUACUGCAAUGUUUGUAAGAACAAACAUUACUAUGUAAAUAUUAAAUCACUACUCAGCAAAUACUGUUCUAAGUAAUCAUCUGUAAUGAUUCCCAAUACCUGGGAAAAACAAAGCUGGACAACGUUGUAGUAAUUCUUGUUUCUUGUAAAAGCUCUUUGAUUCUUGUUGUAAAAACAGUACAUAUUCUACAAACAAUUAGAAUAAGUAAUUUAUUUUAGAUUUAAGCAAGCUUUAAUUAUUUACUGUAUAUAAGAUAGAAUACUGUAUGAAAUGUAAGUAAUAAAUUAGAGUAGAUUAAUUUAUAUUAAAGACCGUUAUUACUCUGAAUAUUUUACAACCAUCCAGCAAAUAUAUUUUGUACCAGAUCUGUAAAAAAAUGUUUUAUCCAAUUACAGUAUUUUCAAAUGGGCCUAUCAAUACUCAUGUAGCCUAUCCGUGGGAAUUGUAGUAUCUUAUAUAAUUCUACUAGGCCUAUCAGUAGAUUUUUCAUAAAAUUUACAGUUUUUUUAUGUAUUGUUUGAUCAGCUCAAUUAUCGAGAGCAGUUCCGGCAAUGUGUUAUGAUUAAAUGUAUUGAUGAUGUCUUAUUCAUCAUAUCGGUCCAUUUAUUAGCAAUCAAUAUAAGAUAUAACAAUAAAGUCUAUCCUUCAUAUUUCUAAUUUUGUAUAACUUAAUUUUUGCUUUAAACAUCCAUGAAACUUCAACAAUUGUAAAGCAUUGACAAUUCAAUUGAAAGACUAACAACCUAUGCAUUGUUUCCCGAAGCAUAGCAAUGAAUGGAAUUGGUUGAGCAACUAGCAAAAUAGUUUUAGUUCACACUGAAGUACAUAAAAAGCAAAAAUGUAAACAAUGUUUCAAAGAAGAAUCAGGUGUAACAAGAAGAGUAUAAACAAAAAGCAUAACCGACGGCUUUCUACUUUCUCCUUUUAAUUAUGGUCAAUAAGCGUGACACAAGCCUAACAGAUAAAUCUCUUCAUUUUACUCUCAUAAAAGGAAAUUGAAAGUGCAGUUUCAGUGCAUUUACUGUGCAUUACUGGAGUAUUACAUCACAUAAUAUUAACCACCGGUACUAUUUACUCUGAUAAGAAACUGAAGGUUUUUUUAAUAUUCGUUCAUCAACAAAAUAUACGGUACGAUAACUUUGUUGAAACUCUUAUGCAUGAUAGAACUCAAGUGAAUGGUGACACAUUUUUAAUGGUUAUUAACACUUUAAAUUUGAUAGACAAAUUAUUUCUGAUGAAAAACUAAGAAUUUACAAAUUAGAAAAAUACUUUACGCAUCGACGGAAUAUCGUUAAAAUUUCCAUUCUCAUGCAUCAUAGAAACCAAGUAAAAAUGUUGAGAAAUUUUAAUGGAUGACAAUAAUUAUCUUGUUUUCAAUUACCAGACCAAAAAUACAUAAAACUAUACUAUAUAGGGUUUGAAAGACCAAUUCCAAUCUUUGUAUUAUUUACAGUGUAAAUCAAUUAGUUACAAUAGAUACAGGAAUCUGGUUGAAGUGUAAGUAAUAUAAGAAGUUGGUUGAGGAGGAUUUGUUUAAAAGAUUUAUCAUUUUUGAGAUUUGCAGGUACUGUUUAAUGUUUGUUUAUAGCCUAUAUUCGUAGAUUUGGGAAUCAAAUAGAAUAAAGUUGAAGAAGAUUGUGGAUCUUGGGAAGAAUUUUGAUGAAAAUUAAAUAAGAUUGCAUAAAGAUGAUGAAAAAUAUACAAAAGAAUAAAAUUAUCCAUUACGAAUAAAUUGAUGAUUAUUCCAUAAUUUAUUAUUUGUACUCUUACUUUUAACAUCUUAAUGGUUAUGAAUUUGAUUAAUUGAAUUAUGUACAAAUAGUAUUUUUUCCAUUAUUUUCAAGAAAAUAGAUCUCACACAGAAUUGUGCAAAAACAUUUAUACAUCUAAAAAUACUAAGAUUUAUCAUUCUGAAAUAAUCAGAAGUGUAACUCUACAUAGAAAUAAUCAUAAGUGGUAUACUACUUCAUAUAAUUAUGUAGUGAGAACAUGAAGAAAACACAUUAAAUUGUAUAAAUAAUGUAUUUUUUUCAAAACUUCAUCGGGUUUGAAUGCUUUUUAACCGAUCUAAUCCAACAUCAAAUACUAUAGCCUACUGAUACUAGAAUGAGAAAACUAAACUCGAAAAAAUAAUACGGUACCCAAUUUAUGUAAAUUGAGAUUGAAUAAUAUGGAAAUUUGAAUAUUAGCAAAUAAUUUAUUAGGAGCAGUAUGUGAAUUAUUGAAAUAUUCUAAAAUACUAGUUAGGCACUAGUGGUAUUCUUGACUUCUAUAAUAAUGUUCGGAUUCACCUGGUGCAAAAUUUUAAAUAUUUCAAAAAUUGUACACAACUUGAGAUUUGCUUUUAUAUUUUUGGAAGAAUUGUAUAAUUAGAAAAUCAUUGAAUGUUCGUUCACCAACUUGAGACUCAUUUUCUAUUUUUGGAAGAAUUGUAUAAUUAGCAGAUCACGACUCGUUCACCAACUUCUUGUAAAAAGUAGCGAGAAAAAGUAUAGCAGCGCUCACUCUCACAGUGAGUGGUCUGUUCAAUACUCGAAUGGAAUUUCAAGAGUGUUUCAUCAAAAUAGUCACUCAUCUUUCAGCUUACAAAAAAUGUUAUGAUACAAAUGGACUAUGUGCUCCAAUAGUUUUUCAAUUAUCCUAUAUUAUAAUGCUGUUUAUCAAUUACUAUGUUGUAUCUUGAUUUCAUCUAAAUAAUAAAAUAAUUGAUCUUUAA
Molecule: messenger RNA, 4575 nt
Organism: Nilaparvata lugens (brown planthopper)
Lineage: Eukaryota; Metazoa; Arthropoda; Insecta; Hemiptera; Delphacidae
Exons: 4
Coding region: 120-962 (280 amino acids)
Source: RefSeq, a predicted model, not a curated record